This is a messenger RNA of Temnothorax curvispinosus, 645 nucleotides long. It is a transcript of the gene Urm1, whose product is annotated as ubiquitin-related modifier 1. The record is from RefSeq and is a predicted model, not a curated record. NCBI's taxonomy places the organism in Eukaryota, Metazoa, Arthropoda, Insecta, Hymenoptera, Formicidae. The coding region runs from base 43 to 342 and encodes 99 amino acids. Gene Ontology annotation, molecular function: protein tag activity. Gene Ontology annotation, biological process: tRNA thio-modification; protein urmylation. Gene Ontology annotation, cellular component: nucleus; cytoplasm. The transcript is spliced from 4 exons.
AAAGAGAGAAGCGUCCUUCAAAUCAAAUCUCGAUUUCGACGCAUGAUGACGGCGAAUGGACUCCCUCUCACCGUCGAAUUCGGGGGUGGGGCAGAACUGCUGUUCGACGGUAGGAAGCGGCACGAAGUGGACUUACCUGGCGAGGAAUGGACGCUGAAGCGGCUGCUGGGCUGGCUGCGGGAUAACCUCUUGACGGAGCGGCCGGAACUCUUUAUGCAGGGUGACACAGUGAGGCCGGGCAUUCUGGUUCUGGUAAAUGACGCCGACUGGGAAUUGCUGGUGAGUUUUACGCAUAGCGUCUGUAAGACCCUGGUGAAGUCAGGAACCGGGAUGGGCGACUGAUGGGACGAUGCUCGGACAAAUAACGCUUACUCUUAUUUUAGCAGUCUCUAUUUCGAAUAUGUGCUUUCGCCGGUGUUACAAUUGCUAAUGGCCUCAGGGCCUGUUCCCGCGUUUUCGUGUCUCUCUCCCUCUUGCGCUCUUAUCCUAUCAUAGCUCGAGCCGUACGCGGUAUAUCUACGCGACCAAUGACAGGCGAGGUUGCCGCUGUGCGCGCCACCUCGCUGUAUAACCUAUAGCGUUUUCUUACACGUCUGUUUCAGCCAUUGCGCACUUCUCCUUGGAUAUCACACAGAUAUUUGAGCA